Messenger RNA from Telopea speciosissima, 867 nucleotides. RefSeq lists its product as uncharacterized. The coding region runs from base 1 to 867 and encodes 288 amino acids. The record is from RefSeq and is a predicted model, not a curated record. Gene Ontology annotation, molecular function: nucleic acid binding; zinc ion binding. Lineage: Eukaryota; Viridiplantae; Streptophyta; Magnoliopsida; Proteales; Proteaceae. The transcript has a single exon.
AUGGAGAGGUUUCUGAAGAUCCAACCUCUUACAUUUGCUGGAAUUAGUAGAGACACCUUGCAACCCGUGACAUGGGUUAAGGAGAUGGAGAAGGCUUUUAAGUUUCUGGGUUGUACUGACGAGCAGAAACUCAUAUGUGCUGGAUACAAGCUCCAGUAUGAAGCAGAGGCCUCGUGGGAGACAACUAGGCCUAUUCUAGAGGCUGCUCAUCCCAUUCUGACAUGGGAGAUCUUUAAACAAGCUUUCUUUGCGAACUACUUUCCUACAAGUGUGCGAAAGAAGAAAGAAAUUGAGUUGGUCGAGUUACCUCAAGGGCCAAAGUCAGUACUGGAGUAUCAGCAGAAAUUUGAAGAGUUGUUCUUCUUUGCUCCCCCACAUCUGAAUAAUGAUGAACCAAAAGCACAGAAGUUUGAGGAUGGUUUGAGGCCGCAGAUUGCCUCUAUUAUGUCUACCAGAACUAAUCAAGGAUAUUCUGAGACCGUGCAGUUAGCAAAGAGAGUUGAGGAUAAGCAGAGGAAUGCUUAUCAUAUGAGUCAGGCAUCUGACAAGAGAGCAACACCCUUCUUUGAUAGAGGAUUCAGCAAGUUCACUAGAUCUUCUGGUCCUAGUACAGCUCCAGCCUUACCACAGAGAAGCGAGUCUGAGUCAUCAGUGUCCAGGCCCGUGUAUGCUAACCCUACUACCAAGGCGGCAGAUGCAGCAGCUCCAGUAAGCACUGCAGACUUCAAAUGCUAUACCUGUGGUCAGAUGGGUCAUACAUCCAGGACGUGCUUCCACAGGAGACCUGUACUUCCUGCUCGCCAGCCAGCCAAUAAGCCUCAGGGCCUAGUAUACUCCAUGACUGCUAGUGAGGCUGAGGCUAACUAG